This is a messenger RNA of Fusarium tjaetaba, 642 nucleotides long. RefSeq lists its product as uncharacterized. Lineage: Eukaryota; Fungi; Ascomycota; Sordariomycetes; Hypocreales; Nectriaceae. The transcript has a single exon. Bases 1 to 642 code for a protein of 213 amino acids. The record is from RefSeq and is a predicted model, not a curated record.
AUGGGUUGCGGUCCAAGUUCCCCUUCCAAGAGUGAAGGCAGUGGAACUUCUCAUACAAACUUCGAAAUGCAUAACCUCAACCCUCUGAGCUACACGCCCGAGACAGCAGAGAACGAAAUUCGAAGUUCCGUUGUUGCAACAGUUCACUUUGUGGCUCAUACUGUCGUCCAAGGCGGCGGAAAUCAUUGGGACAUUUUCCUACAGACUGCGCCGAGAAAAUCAAUCCGGCUGGAAAUCGUACCUGGCGCAUAUCCCGGCCGAGAAGGCUUCCUCGGCCGUCUCGAUAUCAUCCGCCAUCCAUAUGGAAUCACACGCCACUCCAACAAGACAGUGAGCAUACCUGCACAGCCUGGCCACACUGUAGGCCAGUUCUUGGAUGCAAUCGUCCGAGCAGAUAAUCAUCGUUAUGAAUUUACGCAGUCAGGAAGAGGUUGCGGUGGCUGGGUGCGAGACCAAUUCUAUCUUUUUGUGCAAUGCGGACUGAUUCCUCCUGGUUGGGAGGCCGAAUUUGAGGCGGCGAUUAAUGUGUUUUGGGUGCAGAAUGAGUCUCGGGGACCUUGGCCGUUGACAUAUGGCACGUAUUUGAGAACUAGAAACACCGGUCGCAAGGGGAAGGGCAAGCAGAAAAAGGGUAGGAGGUAG